CAUGCGCACUACGGCUGACCCCUCCGGUUUCUGCGUGCGAUGCCACGUUAGUAGCGGUAGACACAAAAUACCAGCUACUCUCCCAACCUUAAACAAGGAAAAAGACCAAAACGAAGACCAAUCUCCCAGCUCAACCGUAGCCGACCGUGUCUGCAGCUCUUGUCUCUCUGUCAGGAAGAAUACUCGACGGCAACUAUGUUGAAGUUUUUGCUCAUCUGCACACUGGCGGUGGCCAGCCGGGCUGAGAUCGCUGAGGAAGAAGAUGUCCUGGUGCUGAAGAAAAGUAACUUCGACGAGGCUCUCGCAGCUCACCCCAACCUCUUGGUUGAAUUCUAUGCACCAUGGUGUGGUCACUGCAAGGCCCUGGCUCCAGAGUACGCCAAGGCCGCUGGCAUGCUGAAGGCCGAGGGUUCAGCGGUCCGCCUGGGUAAGGUGGACGCCACAGAGGAGACCGAACUGGCCCAAGAGUAUGGCGUCCGGGGAUACCCCACCAUCAAGUUCUACAAGGGCGGAGAGAAGGAGUCACCCAAAGAGUAUUCUGCUGGCAGGCAGGCAGAGGACAUCGUCAGCUGGCUGAAGAAGCGCACAGGCCCGGCCGUCACCACGCUGGCCGCAGUCACAGAGGCAGAGUCUCUGAUCGCUGACAGUGAGGUUGCAGUCAUUGGAUUCUUUAAGGAUCUUAACUCCGACGGUGCCAAGGCCUACGAAAAAGCAGCUGAAGCCAUAGACGACAUUCCCUUCGCCAUCACGUCCGACGAGGCCGUUUACGGCAAGUUUGAGGUGUCCAAGGACAGCGUUGUCCUCUUCAAGAAGUUUGAUGAAGGACGCAAUACCUUUGAUGGAGAGCUGACCAAAGAAAAACUCCUGGCUUUUAUCAAGGCCAACCAGCUGCCUCUGGUCAUCGAGUUCACUGAGCAGACUGCCCCUAAAAUCUUCGGUGGAGACAUCAAGUCCCACAUCCUCAUGUUUCUGCCCAAAGCUUCAUCAGACUUCCAGGCCAAAAUGGACCAGUUUAAGAAAGCCGCAGAGGGAUUCAAGGGUCAGAUCCUGUUUAUUUUCAUCGACAGCGACGUGGACGACAACCAGCGCAUCCUGGAGUUCUUUGGCCUGAAGAAAGAGGAGUGCCCCGCCAUCCGCCUCAUCACCCUGGAGGACGAGAUGACCAAAUACAAACCAGAGAGCGACGCCAUCACAGCAGAGAGCAUCACUGCAUUCUGCACGCUGUUCACUGAGGGCAAACUCAAGCCCCACCUCAUGAGUCAGGACAUCCCUGAAGACUGGGACAAAACCCCUGUCAAAGUUUUGGUUGGCAAAAACUUCGAGGAGGUCGUCUUCGAUUCCUCCAAGAAUGUCUUUGUGGAAUUCUAUGCACCUUGGUGUGGACACUGUAAACAGCUGACUCCCAUCUGGGAGAAGCUGGGAGAGAAGUAUAAGGACAGUGCUGACAUCAUUGUGGCUAAGAUGGACUCCACAGCCAACGAGAUUGAGGCAGUCAAAGUCCACAGCUUCCCGACUCUUAAGUUCUUCCCUGCAGGAGACGAGCGCAAGGUGAUUGAUUACAAUGGGGAGAGAACACUGGAAGGUUUCACCAAGUUCCUGGAGAGCGGCGGUAAGGAGGGCGGUGCCCCUGCAGCAGACGACGAGGACGACCUGGACACAGACGAUUUGGAUGAUGUGGACGAAGGACAGGACGAUGACUCUGAUGGUGAGGGCGACGACGGACAUGACGAGUUGUAAGAGCUGGCAGAGGAGAGAGAGAGAGAGAGAGAGGAGACGAGUCCCACCCCAACCCUUCCAACCAGUCACCAUCACCACCUUCACUUCCUUGUGGACCUUCCCUGUCCUGUGAACAUUAAUACUUCCCCUUUAACUGCCUCUCAGUCAGUCAGUCAGUCAGUCAGCUGGCCUGCUAGUCAGUCAGUCCAUCAGUGGCGCGGCAGGGCCUUUUUUGCCAGCCACACAUCCAACCUCGCAACUUCUGGCCAGACUGGUCUUGUCCCACCUGGGGGGACUCUGUGGAACAGCGCACCACCUCUACGGGAGACCUGAAUGCCUUCUUUACAAAGCUCCACAUCAGCUGUUUGCCUUGUAUAUUUUAAACCAAAUGUAAAAAUGGCAUUGAGAUCCAGUUUUCAAAAUGUUUGUGUUCCCCUGAUGAAUUAGCUCCCCUCCUCCUUAAAAAAAAAAAAAGCCUUGCCAUUGUUCAGUGUGGGUAUGAGCUAAAUGAGUGUUGUGACCUGUAUUUGUAGGUAAGGGGGGGCUGCCAAUGUUCUUUACCCUCUGAUAGAAAUCCAGAGGAACAGAGUUUUGUGUGGUGGUUUUGUAAGGACUGAUCUCUCAGGGGACAUGGGGCCAUCGUAUACAUGUUUAUUUUGCAAUGUCUUCACUAAAAUAAACCCCACAAAGCUUGUCCACUCCAGUGUAGCACAAAGAGCCCCCCUCCCAUCUGUAGCUGAGACCAAUUCUUUUCUUUCUUUUGGUAGGGGGGGAAGUCUACUUUGUUUUCAUUUCUUCAUUCCCAAAUAAUUUUUAAGUUCAGUCUCCUCAUUUAAGCGCGGCUACUGACUAUUUUCUAAAAGGAACAAAGGUUAACUUUUUGGGGGGGGAAAUCCUAUUUUAUUUAAUUGCUUUCAGUAUACGGUUUUUUUGUUUUUUAACUUAGGACUUGUCAUUUUUAAUGAUGUACCAUUGUGCCCAGUUGUAGCCAGUUGGCCCUGUUGGGGCAGAGUUGGCCCUUGGACACACUCUCAGACCUGGGAUGGGUUUUUUCUUCUUCUUUUUUUUUGUUUGGAGCCAGUUCUGAUAGGUCGCACUGCAUUCAUGCCUAAUCAGAGAUUCAUUGUGGUUACUAAAGCAGACAGAGAUUGGUACAGUCUACUUGGUCAGGUUGGUCUGAGAGAAGUGUCUAUUAUAUCUAAAGCGGGGAGGGAACUGUUGCACAGCCCCAACCCUCACCCAUACUGUACCUCCUGCAUCCCUUUUGGCUCUACCCAACACCCUUGUUGCCACAGCGGUGUGUGUGUGUGUGCGUGCGUCUGCGUGUGUGUGUGUGCGCGCAUGCUGUGUGAAUGGUGUAAAAAUUGCUGUGCGAUGAGUUGUAUGAAAUGUUCAUAUUUUCUGGUCGUCCAUGAACAGGAGAAUGAAUGUACUGUGUGUCUGGCAGGGAGGGGAGGCUUGAGUAGAGCAAGGUGAUGGGUUUGACAGCUGUACAGCGGUGGGGGAAACUUAACAAAGCAUUCCAUCAUAUCCAAAUUGAUGUGGAAAACGUGAAAUGGUGGCCAAUAAACAAAAAAUUACAAAACAA
Messenger RNA from Morone saxatilis (striped sea-bass), 3304 nucleotides. It is a transcript of the gene p4hb, whose product is annotated as prolyl 4-hydroxylase, beta polypeptide. Gene Ontology annotation, cellular component: endoplasmic reticulum. The transcript has 11 exons. Gene Ontology annotation, biological process: response to endoplasmic reticulum stress; protein folding. The record is from RefSeq and is a predicted model, not a curated record. NCBI's taxonomy places the organism in Eukaryota, Metazoa, Chordata, Actinopteri, Moronidae. The coding region runs from base 196 to 1737 and encodes 513 amino acids. Gene Ontology annotation, molecular function: protein disulfide isomerase activity.